AUCCAAGCUUGAUUGUUUGUCCUACCAGGAAAAAAAUAGAAAAUCGGGACUGAAUCACAGCGAUUAGCCUAAUUGUUUUGAUUAAUUGUUGUCAUUGUUGGCGUACAAUGCAUCGCGAACUUGAAUAUGAUGGUGUUGUGUUAAUUGGUGAUAGUAUCAAGUGCGUUGUUUGGCUGAUGGACUGACAUGUACCUAUGUUAGGAAUUCCUAAAUAGACCUUUGAUGUCGGGGCCGUGUAUAAAAAUAACAUCGGGCUGUAGUGACCGUUCGCGCGGCGGCGCCUAAUCUCGCCUGCGCCCUGCAAUGAUGGCUUCGAAGAUAGUGGUGCAUAUAUCUUUACUUGUACUAGGUAUACAUGGCACAACAAUGAGAUCACUAGCAGCCCCGCCAUCAGAUGAAAACCUGCCACCGCGACCGAAAGAGGGUGGUGUUGAAACCAAAUUCUGUGAAUUUUACAACAGCACUUUACCACCACCAUGUGACCAUUCCAACAACGCCACCUGCUCCCCAACACCUGUUGUGAAAGAAGAAUGCCAACCAAUUGAGACUGACAAGAGCAAUCAUUGCUUUACAUUGUGGCAGUUUGAUAACAUAACAAACACAGCAACUGUUAAAGUUAAAGGAUGUUUCUUGGACACUGUAGCGUGCAACGACAGAGCUUUCAGCUGCAGGCUUCACAGUAUCAAACUCCCUUUACUACACUGUUGCUGCGAAGGUGACAUGUGUAACGAAAAUGCGACAUUCCCUGGUCUAUCAGCGGGUAUUGCAGCCCAGACAGAGUUUCCUCCGGAACGAGUGCCAGCUUCUCCAUUACCUACACCAGAAGAUGAUACAAAAGCAGUUAUCGCUUAUACAUUAACACCUUUAUUUGUAUUGUUUGCGGUGUUAGUAGGGUGUUACUUAUUGUACAGGAAGCGUAAAGGCAGUUCAUUCGCCGAAUUAGGAAGUGGUGAAGCGUCGUUAUCUAGACCUCCAUCAGCUGGUGCCGGCAUGGAAAAUGAAUCCGCAGGUCUUCUCGCCCAAAUCACGCUAUGCGAAGUUCGCGCUAGAGGAAGGUAUGGCGCGGUGUGGAGAGCUACAUUUGGUCAGAAAGAUGUAGCAGUCAAAGUGUUUCCAUUACAAGACAAACAGUCAUGGCUAGCGGAGCAGGAAAUAUACCGUCUCCCACGCAUGGAUCACCCUGAUAUACUGCACUAUAUAGGAGUUGAUAAGAAGGGUGACAAUCUGCAAGCUGAGUACUGGCUCAUCACUGCUUAUCAUGAGAAGGGCUCGCUGUGCGACUACCUGAAGGGCCACACGCUGUCGUGGGCGGAGGCGUGGCGCGUGGCCGCCGGCGUGGCGCGCGGGCUCGCGCACCUGCACGAGGAGGGCGGCGGCAAGCCGGCCAUCGCGCACCGCGACUUCAAGUCCAAGAACGUGCUGCUGAAGGCGGACCUCACGGCCUGCGUGGCGGACUUCGGCCUGGCGCUGGUGUUCGUGGCCGGCCUGGGCUGCGGCGACGCGCACGGCCAGGUGGGCACGCGCCGCUACAUGGCGCCCGAGGUGCUGGACGGCGCCAUCAACUUCACCAAGGACGCCUUCCUGCGCAUCGACAUGUACGCGUGCGCGCUCGUGCUGUGGGAGAUCGCCUCGCGGUGCACGGAGGGCGGCGCGGAGGGCGCCUACCGCCUGCCGCUGGAGGAGGAGGUGGGCGCGCACCCCGGCCUCGAGGAGAUGCAGGAGGCCGUGGUGCAGCGCAAGCUGCGCCCGCACAUCCCGCCGCGCUGGCGCGACCACCCCGGCCUGCUGGUGAUGUGCGACACGAUGGAGGAGUGCUGGGACCACGACGCGGAGGCGCGCCUGUCCGCCUCGUGCGUGCUCGAGCGCGUGGCCGGCCACGCCGCGCCGCCCGACGCCGCGCUGGCGCCGCUGCUGCCGCCGUGCUGACGCGCGCCCGUCCGCCUGUCUGACUCCUUGCUCUGUCACCGACCGAUGCCCGCCGUUUUGGCGCUGUGAGUGUCAUAUACUACAUAACCUUAAUAUUAGUUCCAGAGAUUCGUGUCACAUUUGCGACCAAAUUCAACAGCUGUGGGGACCACUAGUACACUCUGUUACCGGAGCGAACACUUGUGUGCUCUCGUACGACAAAACUUGGCUGCUAUCACCCUGAUGUUUCAUGAUAAAGCGGCCCUAGUUGCUUCCCUCUUCACUCUUGAUUUGAAAGAGGUGGGGACAAUGAAAGUAUAAAUCUUUCGAGAUAUCCGAGAUAUUGGAUUCUUUGAAUCUGAGACCGUGCCCGUCGAAAACCGCGGUCCCGGUUUUAUCAGAAAUAAUAUAAUUACUAGCAUCUGAUUGAAACGGUUCAAUUCAUAGCGGAAAUAGAUGUUAUAAGCUUGGCGGCUGAAUGUGCUCAGGCAAGUUCAUGGGUAGAGUAUAAAAGUAACGUGUAGUAGAUCCUUCCGCCAUCUGUGAUCGACCGUUCAGAACUCCAGUUUAAUACGACUUCGUAGAAGCUGCGAAUAGGUGCGACUUGCAAGCGCGGCAUUGUUACAAAUUUUGAAAUAAAUGAAGGUGAAAUUAUAGGUGUUUAUAAGCCUUCAAUUCCGAAGACCUUUUUCGGAAAAUUAUACAGAAAACUUCAAAAGGCAGCAGCAGAAAUACGUAGGUUUUGUUAUGUUGUUACUGAGCAAGUCAAAUUGAUAAAUGAAUCAAUUUUUGAAUUCCUUCCGAAAAAUUUCUAUAAAUGCCUGCUUGCAAAAUAUUUAAUAGGACAUAUUACAGAAUUGUCAUAUCAGAUCGUGUGACAUAAUCACUUUAAGCGAAUAAAUAGGCGUAAGGUUCGUUACGUAAGUUAGUAUUCAAUCUGCAGCACUGAAGAGUGCUAGAGUUUAAUUCAUUGUUGUAUUUUAGUAAAACGGAGUAUCAAGUACAAUACCAAGUGAUACCACUUUUACAUCGUCAAAGUCAUCUCACGCCGACUAAAAAGAUACGAUUUAAACACCAAUGAAAUACAGACCUUGUUUCUGUAAGCUUAGAUUUAAAAUACAUCAAGCUACACUCCACUAAUGCUAUCUCGCUGAUAAUAACGGCGGAUAAGGUGUUUCGCGUUUGAGUAUGCUCCGCUAUAAUUGGCUAUAUAUUCUGGACAUCUUAUAACAUUGGUAUUACCAUCAAGGCAUAGGCAUGUUGACGAAAUGCGUCAACUUGACGCCUCCUCAACAGUAAUGUACGCCAUCACAAAUUGCAAUUAUCGUUCUGACAUUGCACUUACAGGAUAUCUACAGCAGUUACUUCUAUAAUCAUUAUUUUUUUUAUAAUAUAAACCAACAAUUAAUAGACGGAUUAAUUUGACUUUUGUGCCAGGUUUGUUUCUUUAAAAACUUACGCCCGGAGCACAGAAUUCUGAGUAUGUUGAUAAUAUUUAUAGAUCGAUGUAAAUAUGAUUUUUCAUUGUAGAAAUCAU
Messenger RNA from Pararge aegeria (speckled wood butterfly), 3442 nucleotides. Its product is annotated as activin receptor type-2A-like. Bases 304 to 1926 code for a protein of 540 amino acids. The transcript has 5 exons. The record is from RefSeq and is a predicted model, not a curated record. Lineage: Eukaryota; Metazoa; Arthropoda; Insecta; Lepidoptera; Nymphalidae. Gene Ontology annotation, cellular component: activin receptor complex; plasma membrane. Gene Ontology annotation, molecular function: ATP binding; activin binding; activin receptor activity. Gene Ontology annotation, biological process: protein phosphorylation; activin receptor signaling pathway; cellular response to growth factor stimulus.